Molecule: messenger RNA, 3183 nt
Organism: Humulus lupulus (European hop)
Lineage: Eukaryota; Viridiplantae; Streptophyta; Magnoliopsida; Rosales; Cannabaceae
Exons: 7
Coding region: 1-3183 (1060 amino acids)
Molecular function (GO): catalytic activity
Source: RefSeq, a predicted model, not a curated record
AUGGAACAAGAGGUGGAGUAUGAAUGGCUUCCUAUUAAAUGUAAAGCUUGCUCUGGUUUUGUUCAUGCUGAGAUGGAAUGUCGAAAAGAUUUGAAAGCAAAAUGGGUUAAAAAAGAAACCACAUCUAAAGAGGAGGUGAAGUCAAGGCCGACUGCUGAGGAGGAAAUGCCUACUGGUUUGGAGAUAGCAGGUUUGGUUAAUGUAGAAAAGGAAGGGGAUCGGGCUAAUACUACUGAGAUGGAAAGGGCUCCAGUCGCUACAUCAGAGGGCAACCAGCUUAAAACUCGAGCAAAUUCAGAUAUUGAUAAGGAUAAGCAGAACAGAAAAAGAUGGCUCACUCCUAAACGAGUAGCCUCUCAUCUGAAAUCUGGGCAGCUGGCAGUUUCAACUACAAAGAGUUCAGAACAAGGACAAGAUAAACUCAAUCAGUUUCAGGUUCUUCAAGAGCAUUUGUGUGGUAAUAAAGAUGUUGUGGAUAUUUGUAGUAGGUUCAAAAUUGGUAUUGGAGGUUUUUUGGAGACUAAGAUGAAGGGAUCUAAAAUUCUGGAUUUUAUGAAGCAAAAGUUACCUAAUUGGGAUUUUUAUACUAGUUUGGUUAUAGAGGGCAGAUUAUUGAUUGUGUGGAAGAAUGUUUUUGUUAAGGUUACAAUUCUUGAGGAUUCUCCUCAAUUUGUUCACUGUUUGGUUUCGAUGGUUGGUCAGAAGCAAAGGUUUUAUAUUACUUUUGUCUAUGGUUUUAAUUCUUUAGAAGGCAGAAGGAGACUGUGGGAAGGGUUACUUAGGCUUUCUCUUGUGCAUGAAGCUUGGAUUAUUUUAGGGGACUUCAAUGCCCCUUUUUCUGGUAUGGAUAGAGCUGAUGGUAAUCCUAUUUCUGGUGUUGAGAUGGCUGAUUCUGUUCGUUGGCUUGAGGAGGCUCAUGUGGCUCCCUUAAAAAGUUUAGGAUCGUUUUUCUCUUGGACUAAUAAUCAAAAUGGUCCAACUCGCAUUUAUUCCAAAAUUGAUCAUGUUUUUAUAAAUGAGGCUUGGAUUGAUCUUUUUCCUUAUGCUACUGCUGUCUUUAGAUGGGAAGUUGUAUCCGAUCACUACUCUUGUGUUGUCAACAUUCAGUCUAAGGUGAGUUUGGGUACUAAGUUGUUCAGGUUUUACAAUUUUUGGGCUGAUCAUCCUAAGUUUUCUGAAGUGGUUCGGUUCAGCUGGCAUUUACCUAUUCAUGCUACUGGUUUAAGGGCUAUUUUCUUAAAAACUUUGAGGCUGAAACAUAGUUUAAAGAAGUUUAAUCAUAAUACUUUUGGAGAUAUUGGUUUGAGCUUUGAUUUGGCUAAAGAGAAGUACCAGGAUGCUCAGUUAAAAGCCCAAGCUAAUCCGACUGAGUUUAUUGCUUUAUUUGGUAUUCCCUCCACCAAAUCGCCGGGUCUGGAUGGGUAUGGCUCUGGAUUUUUCAAGGCUGCCUGGCAGGUUGUUGGGAAUGAAGUUUGUUAUGCUAUCAGUCAUUGUUUUGAAACAGAGAGCUUUCCUUCAGAUCUUCAUGAAACUUCAUUGUCCUUAGUCCCUAAGGUGGCCAAUCCUUCUCGAGCUAUCAAUUAUAGACCAAUUGCUUGCUGCACUACGUUAUAUAAAUGUAUAGCUAAGCUCUUAUGUUCUAGAUUGGCAUUGGUUCUUCCUGCUAUUGUCCAGCCGAACCAGGGGGCGUUUAUUAUGGGUCGUUCAAUAGCUCAUAAUAUCAUGAUCUUUCAGGAUCUUAUUAAAAACUAUGGUCGGGCUAUUACUUCCCCUAGAUGUGCUAUAAAGAUUGAUUUGAGCAAGGCUUAUGACAUGGUUGAUUGGCAAUUCCUAGAGGAUCUUUUAAAAGUUCUCUGUUUUCCUAUGAAGUUUAUAGGAUGGAUUAUGGUGUGUUUAAGGAAUACUUCUUAUUCUUUACUCAUGAAUGGUCGUGUUCAAGGUAAAUUCAAGGGUAAGAAGGGGCUGCGUAAGGGAGAUCCAAUGUCUCCUCUAUUGUUUGUUCUUAUCAUGGAAUAUAUGACUCGGAGACUUCAACUUGUUGCUCUUGAACCUUCUUUCAGAUUUCACCCGAUGUGCAAGAGUUUAAAGCUUAUAAAUCUCUGUUUUGCUGAUGACUUGAUCCUUUUUUGUAAGGGUACUCAUUCAGCUGUUCUUUCUCUUAAAAAUGCUCUUGAUGAUUUCAGUUCGGCUACUGGUUUGACUAUAAAUUCUGCUAAGUCUCAAAUAUUUUUUGGAGGAGUUUCUUCUGCUGUGAGAAACAUUAUAACUCAGGAGAUGAAUCUCAUGGAAAGCUCCUUUCCUCUUAAGUCGAAUGCAGCUCAUCCACUCGGUUUUAUUUGGUCUCCAAAAUUAUUGGAUGAGCAUCUUUAUUUUACCUCAGAGUGUUGUCAAGGAAAUAGAGAAUUAUGCCGUAGCUUUUUGUGGGGAAGUGCUGGUCUGAGAAGUAAACCUCAUCUGGCUUCUUGGCAGAAGGUUUGCCUUCCUAAAGCGUAUGGUGGUCUUGGUUUUAGAGAUGGUGCUCUUUGGAAUAGAGAAAUUCUUGCCAAUUGGUAUUGGAGGAAGUUAUGUCACAUAAGGGAGAAAUUUAGUUUCACUGAGAUCCAGGCAGCGGGUAGUUUUGGGAGGUUUCAGCUUUCCAAAUUGUAUAACUUCGCUCUAAACCAGCAGCUUGUAGGCUACUAUUCGGCAGUCUGGUGCAAGCUUACUUUACCUACGCAUAGAUUCCUUCUUUGGCAAGUGGUUAAUGAGCAACUUCUUACUAGGGAUAACCUGUUAAAGCUGCAUAUUCAGGUGCUUCAAAUUUUGUUUAAUUGGUUUGGUUUCAUUGCUUGGCCGAGUGACUUCACUAGUUGGAGUGUUUGGCUUGCUAGACCUCGGCAUGGUCUGAUGGCAGCUAUCCUGAAUUUAUCUGUUGCUGCCACUGCUUACAACAUGGACUCCGAGAACGUGUUCGACAUUUACAGCGCCCCUGAGGCUCCUGCGGUUCCCUCGAGCAGAAAGAAAACUGGCAAGAGGCAUCCUGGGGAAAGCAGUAAAGCGCCUCAGGCUAAGAAGCCUCGCAUUGCAGGCAUCCCGGAGGACGAACCCUCAGCCAACGCAACUCCACCACCUUCUCCUCACGAGCAACAAAUUCCCCCUGCUCCUGCUGGGUUGACACCAUCUCCCCCGACCCCAGCCGACUAG